UGUCUGUGUCCGCUAAGUCGAGAAUUAUUGUUCGAAUUCCGUUUUAAUAAUCCGUGUUCGGCUCUCUCAUAUACGAAAACGUUUCCUGAAAAUUCUUGUACGACUCACAAUAUCGAACGUGAAACGCAGGUAAUUUUUAAAAGAGAUCUGCAAAAAAAUGGACGCUAAAAAUGAAGACAGCUCGGCUGGUUCGUCAUCGCAAAAUACUUCUUCGGUUACGAUGGUGGAUGUUCUGAACGAACAGCUUGAACAAGAGGCAGAAAGUGACGCGGUGCUGGGAGGUUCCGACGACAAAAACUGCACUUAUGCACAGGGAUACAUUUAUCGUCAAGCACUGUAUUCCUGCUUAACGUGUCUGCCAGAGUCCAGAUCGGAAGCGGAUAAACGUGCCGGUGUUUGUUUGGCUUGUUCAUACCAGUGCCAUGAGGGUCACGAAUUAAUCGAGUUGUACACGAAGCGAAAUUUCCGUUGCGAUUGCGGUGGCAAGCGCAUGCCAGGUAUACGUUGUAAAUUGGAUCCUCUAAAGCUGGAAGUGAACGAGGCUAAUUUGUACAACCAGAACUUCAGUGGAUUGUACUGUACGUGCAACAGGCCUUAUCCGGACCCCGAGGAUGACAUUCCGGACGAAAUGAUCCAAUGCGUGGUUUGCGAAGAUUGGUAUCAUUCGCGCCAUUUGGACGUGGAACUGCCAGCCAAUACAAAAGAGUUUGCCGAAAUGAUUUGCGGCGGAUGUAUGGAACGCGUUGAUGUUCUUAAGCACUAUGUUGGAAAAAUAGAAAAUGGAAAUCGGACAUUGGACGACACGCUUCAAGUGGAUGUGACUGGUUUGGAUGAAUCGAAUGCUACCGCCACGGCAGAUACAAGCGUGACUGUGAAUGAGUCCAAAAAAUUGGAUGAAAGCCAAACAGAGGAUGCAAAUUGUAGUAAACGAUUAAAACUAGAUAUUUGCACGAAGCCACCAUUGGAAGUUGGUGAAAGCGCUCGCUAUAAGAAGGGGGCAACAUUCUGGAACGAUGGUUGGCGGCAGCAUCUAUGUCGCUGCACGGGAUGUUUGGAAACAUACAAAACGUCGAAGGUUGAAUUUCUGUUAGAAGAAAAAGACACCGUUCAAUGGUACGAAGAAAAUGGACGAACAAAGAAGGCAACAGAAGGCAGUUCCUACGAACAGGCUGUUCGUGCACUUGGCCAAAUUGGGCGUUUCCAGCAGGUUGAAGUACUUUCCGGUUACAAUACAUUAAAGAGUCGUUUGAAGGAUUUCUUGGACACGUUCGUCGCCAGCCAGCAGGUUGUGACGGAGAAGGACAUAACCGAUUUUUUCGCCAAGCUGAACAAGGAAAAACAGAACAAAGUUGGCACGCCGUCGUAUUUUUGCCGUUAGUGGCAAAAUGGGGCAUUAUUUUCUAAUUAUACAUUUAUUUCCUUGUAUUCGUUAUAAAAUCUCUUAGUAUUCUCAAAUUUCCGUGUUAACGAAAUAAAAAUACUGCUG
Molecule: messenger RNA, 1486 nt
Organism: Sabethes cyaneus
Lineage: Eukaryota; Metazoa; Arthropoda; Insecta; Diptera; Culicidae
Product: putative E3 ubiquitin-protein ligase UBR7
Exons: 3
Coding region: 158-1378 (406 amino acids)
Cellular component (GO): cytoplasm
Molecular function (GO): ubiquitin protein ligase activity; zinc ion binding
Source: RefSeq, a predicted model, not a curated record